Diabrotica balteata is the source of this 2156-nucleotide messenger RNA. The record is from the annotation of a GenBank genome assembly. NCBI's taxonomy places the organism in Eukaryota, Metazoa, Arthropoda, Insecta, Coleoptera, Chrysomelidae.
ACAACAAAUUAAGAGAUGUAUAUAAAGUGUAAAUAAAUAGUAUAGUAGUGAAUCAUGAAUAAUACCAAAAGUUUUGUUUUAUUUCUUAAAUUAUUAAUUUUAGUUCAGUUUAUUACCAAGGGUUAUGGAAUUAGAACUAAGGAUAAAAUGUAUGAAACAGUUGGGGGCACAAGUGCAUGUUAUAGAAGACUAAAUGCCACCCAUCAAACAGGAUGCACAUCUAAAUGGGGCGGUUCAAAUGGAGUAAUCCAUUUUUGUGAAACUCAUAAAGAUUUAGAAGAUAUUAUAGCUCAUGGUACUUCACCUCCUUACAUUCCAAUUGUACCUCCUCAAUUAUUUAACACUGAAAGUUUACAAUUUAUGAUUAGUAGUAAAAAAAUUGAUGGGCUCAUCAUCCAAAGGAAUAAUGAUAGUUUAGAAUAUUUUACUCAUGAGUACCAGUGUCCCAAUCCUAGUUCGAGUUUAGAUGGUACCUGUAAUAAAGAAUCAGUUUGGAAUCCACUUGGUACAGGUUUGAUGUAUGCUGACAUACCAUUUCCAAUUUUUUACAUAGAAAAUCAAUCUGACAUAAACACUAUAAGGAGCUGUUUUAAAAAAUUCAAUAACUACUCAUUUAAUGAACAUAUUGACAGGUCUCUAUGUGCAUUAGAACUGAAAGCAUUUAUGUAUGCAGCUACCAAUACUCCCACAUGCAGAAGGCGUUCAGAUUUAAUUACAACUUUGAAUCCAGUUAAAUUUUGUGAUCCAUUAGGUGAUAAUAAUAUUUGGGCUAGUUUGUAUCCCCUAGCAGAAGGUCCCAAAAGAAAUGAAACCAAAGCUAUAAAAGACUAUUCAUUUAUUGUUGUUGCUGCAAGAUUUGAUACCACUUCUAUGUUUGAAGAUACUUCAGGAGCUAAUAAUCCUGUAACUAGUAUUGUUACUCUACUUAGUUUAGCCAAGUUUUUAAAUGAUACCUUAACAUUGGAUCAUGUUGAAGCAGCAAGAAAGAAUGUUCUUUUUUUCCUAUUUAAUGGAGAAACCUAUGACUAUAUAGGUUCCCAAAGAAUGUUAUAUGAUAUGGUUUAUGGAAACUUUCCGAUAGACAAUGUUGAGGGAUCAGAUAUACUUCCUCCUAUUAUACCAAAAAAUAUUGAGCUAUUUAUCGAAAUUUCUCAAUUGGGAAACGCAAACAAAACACUUUAUGUUCACUCCAAAGGAGAGGAUCAAUCAGUCAGCAAUUUUACUAAAAUUCUUCAACAACAAAAAACUGUGGAUAUUUCCUUCGAAGACGUACCUGACAGUUUACCUCCAGCAUCUCUUCACACGUUUAAGAAGGCGAUACCCAACUUUCCAGGACUAAUUAUAUCUGAUCACAAAACAUCCUAUGCCAAUCGCUUCUACAAUUCGAUAUUCGAUGAUGCCGAAAACAUAGGCUUUAAAUAUUACAAUGUAUCUAAAGAUGAAGAGGACCAAAUACCUAAAAGCAGUAUCCAGCACUAUCUUGCCAAUGUUACAGAAGUAAUUGGUAAAAGUAUUUAUAAGGAAAUUACUGGCAGUGAUUAUAAUGGAAAUAAUAUUGUUGAUGUUGUUUUGGUAAAUGAACUGCUGCAUUGUUAUUUGGAAGAUCAGAAUUGCAAGGUUCAUCAAGCCGUUCACAAAAAUUUGAAUUUGCCAAAAACUCCAAUGAAUUUAUAUGUCGGAGUAGAACGUGUUGAAAAUUUUGCAACAAACCUGGCAGCGUUGACAUUGGGCUGGUUUACUGGUCAAUAUGCAGGACCAGGAAAUAUUAAUUGUACAAAUAAACCAAGGAACUAUGCUUUCAAGUAUUAUAAUAUGUCAACAAGUAUUUACGAUCUAGAUAUUGUUAAUUGCUAUAAAGUAACGAUGAAUACAACAAAGGCUGUUAGUCCAGCAUUUAAUAUAUCAGAUUACAACUGGUCAUCAGGACAAUACAGCUCAUGGACUGAAUCUACAUGGGCCGACAUUAAGGUUCGAGUUUUUCUUAAACCUGCACCCAGUCAAGAAAGGACCACAUUAGCCGUAGGAAGUGUAACCAUAAUAUUUUCGUUUAUACUAGUUUAUUUCAUUAAGUCCAGGUCGCACAUUUUUUUCACGCCGCCUGUUGCACCUGAAGCGCCAACCAGUUGUUAAAUAAAUCUCUUAUCAGCACUGACAUC